Eucalyptus grandis is the source of this 1148-nucleotide messenger RNA. RefSeq lists its product as uncharacterized. Bases 232 to 951 code for a protein of 239 amino acids. The transcript has a single exon. The record is from RefSeq and is a predicted model, not a curated record. Lineage: Eukaryota; Viridiplantae; Streptophyta; Magnoliopsida; Myrtales; Myrtaceae.
CGACUCCAUCUUCUUCCCAUUCAUCUUCAAGCCCUCUUCCGCCUUCCGUUUGCUCCAGAGUCUCCUGAGAGUCAUUUACCCUGCCUUUUCUUUUCUCCCCUGCUAAAAUCCCUAAUCAGCCUUGGUCUUUCCACGACCAGCUAACGAGGAAAUUCUCAUCUCAAAGCAAUUGCAAUAGGUAGCCAUUUCCAGGGUUCUUUUCCGCAUUGCUAGAAGCCAAAUUUCUCUACCAUGAGGUACACUGAUGAGAUCGAUCACCGCAGCCACCCACACAACCUGAAGCCCGAGGACAGCAAGGUCCUGUUCAGAUGCAACGGGUGCAAGGAGGACGGCAUCGGGUUAUGCUACCGCUGCGACCAGUGCAAAUUCGACCUUCACUUCCACUGCGCCAUCACAUCUGAGAGGAUGUCUCACCCCUGCUACCCCAAUUGCUCCUUCCAGUUCAAGUCGAAGCCCCCGAAGGGGAAGCUCCGCCAAUGCAAUGCAUGCGGGAAGGACGUGAAUGGCUUCUUCUACCGCUGCCAGGAAAAAAAAGGGGUCUACCUCCACCCCUGCUGUGCAAAGCUGCCAAAGCACCUGGACGGCGGCGAGGUGAAGCUCUCCUUGUGGAUGGCGGUGAGUACGCCUUGCCAUAAGUGUGAGAAGAAAAGGAAUAGCUGGAUCUAUAGGUCCAGCUGCAAGGGGUACACUUUGCAUGUUGCUUGUUGGAGGGAGAUGCUGGUGGAGAGUUGGUGGAAAGGCCGCGGUGGUACUACGAGUGGGGUUCCGACUGGAGUCCCCUGCUUGAAGGACAGGCCCCAGACACCACAUAAGAUGAGCAAGAGCAAGAGCAAGAAGAAGAAGUGGUGUGAGAUGCUUCGUUUGGCUCUUCAAUUCCUGAUAUCUGCGGUGUUAGGUGACCCGACGACCUUUAUUGCUGGCGUUUUUGUCUCGCUUAUGUCUCGAGCAUGACCGGUGAUGUGUUGAUCGAGGGUGGACGAUGAAUUUGCUUUUUAAGGAUGUAAAGAACGUGGAUGUGAAACGAUUUGGAUGGUGUUUAGAUGGUGCGUGUAUGCUAUUAGAAAUUAAACCAAAUUCAUCGAUGCUUAGAUACUUUUGAAAAAGAGUCAAAAUUGCAUCGUUAUCUUUAAUGAGUUUGUUCGUCGUUA